Molecule: messenger RNA, 1730 nt
Organism: Cadophora gregata
Lineage: Eukaryota; Fungi; Ascomycota; Leotiomycetes; Helotiales; Ploettnerulaceae
Exons: 6
Coding region: 493-1530 (345 amino acids)
Source: RefSeq, a predicted model, not a curated record
AAUAAAUCGUCAGCUGUCAAUUUCAGCAUAGUGAUACACUUGAUAUUAGACAUGGCUGUCAAAAGAGCUAUCAUGGCGAACUCUGCAAGUGAUCAGGGAGACAGGAUUGUCAUAUUUCAUGUCAACUGACACGUUAUUUGUUUUGAAGAUCUGCGGCAGCGAUAGCUGUCACAACUUAGGUCUGUCAUUUUUCCGUCCCACAGUGGCUAAGUUGGAUUCUCUGGCAGAGGCAACUUUACAAGGCGAGCAAGGGAAGGACUUGUUCCGACUCUGCAUAAAACGUCUCUGUUGAUCGGCCUUGUUACGUAGUGGUGUCGUACAAAGAAGAUGGUUGGUGCGGCCCUGUGCUCGAAGAGAAUUACUGAGUACUGCUUCAUAUACAGUCACGCCUGCAGUCGAGUUUCUCCCUGUGGGGCUGUUCUCGCUUCUUACCAUUUUCUGGCACUCGACAUUCUUCGUGAAUUCCCAUCUCAAGGCUAGGGGGCAAACAUCAUGCCAAGGGGUGGCAACAUCCCAGGAGACAGCAAUGCUCCCCAAGUUCAGAUUCCAUGCAUCGUGUUUUUUGGUAUUACACCGAUUUUCGUAGCUAUCAGAGUAUGGUCUCGGAUACAGAUGCGAGCUGGCCUGAAAUACGAUGACUGGACCAUUAUUGUCUCUUUCCUCUUCUCCAUGACAGUCUCGAUCCUGAUUAUGGUUUCUUGUCACUAUGGGUUCGGCCAGCAUAUUAAGAAUCUGACUCCAGCCAAUAGAAAAAUCACUCUGAUGACUUUCUGGAUAGCUCAAGGCUUCUACAAACUUACCAUAAACCUGACGAAAUCCUCCAUCCUGCUCCUAUAUCUCCGCAUCUUUGUGCAGAGACCAUUCCGCAUCAUUUGCUACGCCAUGCUAGGGCUUGUUCUAAGUUACAUGAUCGCUACUUGGUUCGCAACUAUCUUCCAAUGCACACCUAUACCUCGAGCAUGGGAUAAAAGUAUCCCUGGGACAUGUAUUGACAUUACGGUGAAUUGGUACGCAAAUGCAGGCUUCUCGAUUGCCACAGAUGUGAUAAUCCUGGUUCUGCCAAUGCCAAUAUUGCACAAGUCUCGGCUGCCUUCAAAUCAAAAGCGAGCCUUGAUGUUUGUGUUUGCUCUCGGAGCUUUUGUUGUCGUGACGAGCAUAUUCAGGAUGCAAACAUUAGACUUCUCAACCAAGACUCCAGAUGUGACUUACGAUAUUCUUUCUUCCCUUUGGACUAUGAUUGAGCCCAACGUCGGCAUCAUCUGUGCCUGUCUACCCAUGUGCCGUCUUCCACUCACAAUCCUCCUUCCAGCAUAUUUCCCUCCUAAGACCAUCGACGGAACAUCCUACACCUCAGAUCCUCGCUCGAACAAUGGUACCUAUGGGUACGCCGGCACAGGAAAGAAUGAAUGGAUUCCAUCCCGAGGAGGUGAGAACGAUGAUCGGGUGAUCAAUUUGGACAGCAUCUCCAGAGAUCUAGAUGAUAACACGGACGAGGAGCUUACAGAGUCCGUCCCAAAGAUACGGAGAUAAACCAGGGUGAUGCUAACAUAAUCUACAAAAGUACAAACUACAUGGCGACUGACCCUGAGGACGAUACGAAGUCGACUGGCACAACAGGUGUAACAUAAUAUAAUAUUUCAAUGUUCACAUUUAGCGGAGAUUCCUGCAGUUGCUAUUGAAUGCUGACAAGAAUGUAUAACAAAACAGCCCGCCGCUAACGUUUCAGCUGG